Messenger RNA from Erinaceus europaeus (western European hedgehog), 1021 nucleotides. It is a transcript of the gene SMIM8, whose product is annotated as small integral membrane protein 8. The coding region runs from base 147 to 440 and encodes 97 amino acids. The record is from RefSeq and is a predicted model, not a curated record. The transcript has 3 exons. NCBI's taxonomy places the organism in Eukaryota, Metazoa, Chordata, Mammalia, Eulipotyphla, Erinaceidae.
UGCAUCCUCCGGACCGUAGGCGUCGCUGCGCGCCAGGCAAGUCGAGUACGCUGAGCCUCUCUCUCCCGCAGGUGGAGAGUGCGCAGAAAUUAGCCCGUACGGAACGGAGCUGACCCCGGUCAGGUAAUAAGCCAUCAAAAGUCAGGAUGUCUUCAGCAUCUGAACCUCCAAGACUUGAAAAGGAAAAUCCCAAAGAGAAAGACUUUCGAAACCCUGGACUCAGAGGAGUUCGCACAACAACCUUAUUUCGAGCUGUGAAUCCAGAGCUGUUCAUUAAACCUAACAAACCUGUAAUGGCUUUCGGAUUGGUAACCCUUUCACUUUGUGUGGCUUAUAUUGGUUAUCUACAUGCAACACAAGAGAAUAAAAAGGACCUCUAUGAAGCUAUUGAUAGUGAGGGAAACAGUUAUAUGAGGAGGAGAACAUCUAAGUGGGAGUGACAGUCCUGGUUCCUGAAGAUGGCUCUUUCUUAAGGGCCCUAAGUUUUCAAAUGAAAGACUUUGUAAGUACAACACAUUUCCUAUAGAAUGUGUUAUUGAAGGAAGAACAGUUGCAACCAAACUGCUAAAGUAAAUGGUGCUUUUAUCUGAAGCUGCAGUGGUCAUCUCAUUCUCUUGUCCACAGAAAGAGCUUCUUGAUAUUUUCAUUUAUUAAGACCCUUUUAUAAAAGUGCCAUUAGAAUAGAAGUUAUUUUUUGUUAGUUACCAUAUCAUAUAAGUGCCUACUGUGUUAAAUUUGUAUGGUAUUUGGAAGUUUUAAGGUGAAUUGUGCAUUUGCAACUGUUGUGAGGAUACUGUUUAGUUUUGCUGUUAGCCUUUUCUACCUGUCAUAGGGCCACUUCUAUUUGUGAGGUAAAGUCCGCAGUCAGUAUUAAAGUCAAAUAGUAUGUGGGGAGAUACAGACGGCCCAUGAUUCAGAUAUUUUGGCUUUCCAUCUUAGCUGUUUUGGGUUCAUAAUUUUAUUUUCAUUGAAAACACUGUUCCCACUCAACUAUAAAAAAUAAAAACAAAUGUUGAAAUUA